Molecule: messenger RNA, 357 nt
Organism: Symbiodinium sp. CCMP2456
Lineage: Eukaryota; Dinophyceae; Suessiales; Symbiodiniaceae
Source: the annotation of a GenBank genome assembly
AUGUGUCUGCUGUGCGAGCUGUUGCUGUGGGAUUGUGUGGCUUUGGGUGCCCUUGGGACUCCUGGCGGGCACCUUAGUGGUCAGCGGCUGGAGGACAUCCCUUUCCCCUUCGACUUGGAGAAGCUGUACUUGUUCGAGCUGUACAAGCGCGACGUGCGGCUCUUCAGCGACCUCCCGCGAUUGAUCCUACUGGCCAUGGUUUUCGCAAGGCAGACCGGGAGUCGGAUCGAAAGCCUCGCCGGGCUGCUUGCUACAGGGCUGGCGGCAUCGGUCUCGCUGCUGCGCCAUCGACGAGCACUCUUCGCUGAAGCAUUCAAGCACUUCGAUCAUGUGACGAUGGAAGAGCUUGUCGACUGA